Messenger RNA from Camellia sinensis, 648 nucleotides. Lineage: Eukaryota; Viridiplantae; Streptophyta; Magnoliopsida; Ericales; Theaceae. The record is from RefSeq and is a predicted model, not a curated record.
UGCCUCGACCAAUAUGCACCAUCAACUUGCCAAUUUUACUUUAAAUUCUCUUUUGUCUAUAUAUAUAUAUAUACAAAGAUAGGGAAUAAUAUCCACCAUCACAGACUCACAAUCACCAAGAAAGAAAAAGAUAUGGAAGCAGCCAAGCAACAAACACAGAGCCAUUUUAUUCUGGUACACGGUGCUUGCCAUGGAGCUUGGUGUUGGUACAAGCUCAAACCACUGCUCGAGUCUCAUGGCCACAAGGUCACUGUCCUCGACCUCGCAGCCUCUGGUAUCAACAUGAAGAAGAUAGAAGAGGUUCCCACUCUUUACGAUUAUACGGUGCCGUUGAUGAAGCUCAUGGAAUCACUUCCUCUAGGUGAAAAGGUGAUUCUUGUUGGGCACAGUCUUGGUGGCAUGAACUUGGCCCUUGUCAUGGACAAGUUCCCCGAGAAAAUCUCUGUUGCUGUCUUUGUCACUGCUUUCAUGCCUGAUACUGUACACAAACCUUCGUUUGUUAUCGAUCAGUGCCUUAAGGGGAAAACCCCAGAAUCAUUGUUGGACACCAAUUUUGAAUCCUGUGGAACUUCUGAAGUGCCCCUAACAUCUAUGUUCUUUGGCCCCAAAUUUAUGGCAUCCAAACUCUACCAACUAUGCCCCAUCCAA